CUGAUGUGUGUGUCCAAUUUAGUGAGUUUUGAAGCAUGUUAAGGGGGUCAAAUUACAGCUCAAAGAGGCGGCGGAAUAAUAAUAAUAAAACGCUAGAAAUACAAUAGGGUCCUCUGUCCCAAAGGGACUCUGUCCCUAAUAAUAAUGAUAUAUUAAAGAGCAAAAUGGGGCCAUAAACAAUAUUUGGGGUCACUGUCUCUUGGUGCAUCAUUUUGCUUUAUAUGGUUUUGGUUCUUGAAUAGUCGAUGACGAAAGCUGAAAACAUGCAUUUCAAAUGCUAUUGGAUCUGAACGUGAGUGACCCGUGAGUCUCCUUAAAUCUGAUCCUCCUCCACCUGCUGAGGACGUGAAGAUUCUCCCGGCUCGUGACCGGUUAAGGGAGGAACCCUGACCACUCCUAAAAUAGCCUGACAGAGCGUAUAAAAAGAGGCAGAGGGAGGUCUUGCACCACUCUUGAUUCAUCCUGAGAACGUGAGGGGAUCCGAGAGAAGGAACAUUAAAGAACACCGACUUUCUCCGUGGGAUCUGACAGAAGGAUGAAGUACUACAGUUACCCCGUGUCUCAGACUGUGGGACUGGGCGCCUUCCCCCGGGACAAGUACAGAAGCUCUGCGUCGCAGAAGUGCCUCCGCAGUGUCCACUUCUCUCACGACGUCGUCUUCCAAGAUUUUGUACGGCACGGUGAGCUGGAGAGGAUCGGAUGCUUCAUCCGUGCCAGGAGAGUCCGCCUGGACACCAUCUACCACUCCGGUAUGGCGGCCAUCCAUGAGGCAGUUCUGUCCGGGAACCUGGAGUGUGUGGAGCUCCUGGUCCGCUACGGAGCAGACAUCCACCAGAGGGACGAGGAAGGGUGGACGCCGCUUCACAUGGCGUGCAGUGACGGCUUCCCUCACAUCGCACGCUACCUUCUCUCCCUUGGCGCCGACCCAAACCUGGAAAACGACAGCAUGGAGAAGCCCUCGGACCUCAUCGAGCCAGACAACAAGGAACUGCUGGACCUCUUUGGCCCGGUCGUCGACGGCUGAGAACCUCUGAGGUUCCGUCUCUCGACUCGGAGACGGGCGGAGAAGCCCGGGCGAGUUCGGCAUCUUGGAGCGGAGAGCUGCCUCAACUGAGGAGGCGACGGCGGACGCCCGACGAAAGGAGGCCCAACGGAGCUGGCUGCAUCCUUUGGUGGACCUCCAGGAACCAGCUCUGGUUUUUAUGCUGCGGUGACUUUCAAUCAACACUUUGGUCUAAUUUGACAUGAUACUGGAGAAGGUGGACAAGACACAGGUUGUGGCUCACAUGAAAUACUUCCAUCAGUGCACUUCAAUAAGUACACUGUGUCCUCCAGUCACAAUUUUUACCUGCUUCUUCUUCUUCUCUUUUUUUGUACUCAUUGAGUUUACAGCAGUGCACACUGAAUUGUGUAGACUCUUUUUAUGGACAACAUCCAUGUACUGACAGAGCACUGCGUCUAGUUCAGGGGUGUCGAACUCAUUUUAGAUCGGGGGCCACGUGGAGAAAAAUCUACUCCCAAGUGGACCACAAAGCACAACACUCUUUUCAACUUUUAUUGUCAAUCUUGUGCUAACAGGUUAAAUUCCGACGCGUUUUCUUUCCCGUGCGCACACGUCUUUUACUUUCUCGUUCUACGUCAAUAAUCUUUGAGGCACGGUAUACUCAUAAAACAUAGACUAAAACAAACUACAACCAACGCUAGCAAUGGUUACACGGGUGAAAAUAAGUAGAGCAUGCUUAGCAGCCUAAUGUACGCCCAAAAUUAAAGCUGAGACAUUUUACCAAGGUAUGCCUAUAGGCUCUUUCAAAUGUUUCAGAUUGCCAUAUAACUUGGUACAUGUAGUCCACAAUAUGCAAAACGCGAAUGAGGAAUUAUUUUGUCAUGUGAUUUGGCUGUCUCCAUACGCGUCACAUUGCCAUGACAAUAUGGUUAACUUACAAAAGUUGUUUAACAAUUUUGUUUAUUUACAAUUACAUGCUAGCUCUCUCGCCAGAAUGGCCGACUAGCGUUGCAGACAGCGUCUUCUGCCACGAGUCGUUGCACAGUCCAUCUUCACAAAGGUAUUUUCCUCUGGUUUAUAAGUAAAACGUCGGACUGGUAAAAUCACGGCACGAUAACCUUAAAAAUAAAGACAACUUUAGAUUGUUUUCUUCGUUUAAAAAUAGAACAAGCACAUUCUGAAAUUAUACAAAUUAUAAUACUGUUGGGGGUUUUUUUACAAUUACUUGUUGUGGUUAAUAGUAUAUAUACUUGUCGUUAUGUAUAUUUUCUGAAAAUAUUAAAUUAUAAGAUAAUGUUCAUCAAUCAACUCAUUGGUGUUCAUUUUCAAUCAAGAUAAAAAAAAAAAUAUGAUAUCAAAAUCCAAUUACAGGAUGUUAUUUAUGUAGUUUGAUCAUUUUCCUCGACUGAUGUACUAACAUGUGGUUUAUUUUGUACAUACCGUAUUUCCUUGAAUUGCCGCCGGGUAUAUAGUAUGCGCAUGCCUCGAUUUACCGCCGGGUCAAACUUGUUUCGCAAAAUAAUUAGCGCAUGCCUAGAAUUACCGCCGGGUCAAACUCGUUUCGCAAAAUAUUUAGCGCAUGCCUAGGAUUACCGCCGGGUCAAACUCGUUUCGCAAAAUAAUUAGCGUAUGACUAGAAUUACCGCCGGGUCAAACUGGUUUCGCAAAAUAAUUAGCGCAUGCCUAGGAUUACCGCCGGGUCAAACUCGUUUCGCAAAAUAAUUAGCGCAUGCCUAGGAUUACCGCUGGGUCGAACUCGUUUCGCAAAAUAAUUAGCGUAUGACUAGAUUUACCGCCGGGUCAAACUCGUUUCGCAAAAUAAUUAGCGCAUGCCUAGGAUUACCGCCGGGUCAAACUCGUUUUGCAAAAUAAUUAGCGUAUGACUAGAAUUACCGCCGGGUCAAACUCGUUUUGCAAAAUAAUUAGCGCAUGCCUAGGAUUACCGCCGGGUCAAACUCGUUUCGCAAAAUAAUUAGCGCAUGCCUAGGAUUACCGCCGGGUCAAACUUGUUUCACAAAAUAAUUAGCGUAUGACUAGAAUUACCGCCGGGUCAAACUCGUUUCGCAAAAUAAUUAGCGCAUGCCUAGGAUUACCGCUGGGUCGAACUCGUUUCGCAAAAUAAUUAGCAUAUGACUAGAAUUACCGCCGGGUCAAACUCGUUUCGCAAAAUAAUUAGCGCAUGCCUAGGAUUACCGCCGGGUCAAACUCGUUUCGCAAAAUAAUUAGCGUAUGACUAGAAUUACCGCCGGGUCAAACUCGUUUCGCAAAAUAAUUAGCGCAUGUCUAGGAUUACCGCCGGGUCAUUCGUUUCGCAAAAUAAUUAGCGUAUGCCUAGAAUUACCGCCGGGUCAAACUCGUUUCGCAAAAUAAUUAGCGCAUGCCUAGGAUUACCGCCAGGUCAAACUCGUUUCGCAAAAUAAUUAGCGUAUGACUAGAAUUACCGCCGGGUCAAACUCGUUUCGCAAAAUAAUUAGCGCAUGCCUAGGAUUACCGCCGGGUCAAACUCGUUUCGCAAAAUAAUUAGCGUAUGACUAGAAUUACCGCCGGGUCAAACUCGUUUCGCAAAAUAAUUAGCUCAUGUCUAGGAUUACCGCCGGGUCAAAUUCGUUUCGUAAAAUUGUUAGCGUAUGUCUAGGAUUACCGCCGGGUCAAACUCGUUUCGCAAAAUAGUUAGCGUAUGACUAGAAUUGCCGCCGGGUCAAACUCGUUUCGCAAAAUAAUUAGCGCAUGUCUAGGAUUACCGCCGGGUCAAACUUGUUUCGCUAAAUAAUUAGCGUAUGACUAGAAUUACCGCCGGGUCAAACUCGUUUCGCAAAAUAAUUAGCGCAUGUCUAGGAUUACUGCCGGGUCAAACUCGUUUCGCAAAAUAAUUAGCGUAUGACUAGAAUUACCGCCGGGUCAAACUCGUUUCGCAAAAUAAUUAGCGCAUGCCUAGGAUUACCGCCGGGUCAAACUCGUUUCGCAAAAUAAUUAGCGCAUGCCUAGAAUUACCGCCGGGUCAAACUCGUUUCGCAAAAUAAUUAGCAUAUACCUAGAAUUACCGCCGGGUCAAACUCGUUUCGCAAAAUAAUUAGCGCAUGCCUAGAAUUACCGCCGGGUCAAACUCGUUUCGCAAAAUAAUUAGCAUAUGCCUAGAAUUACCGCCGGGUCAAACUCGUUUCACAAAAAUAAUUAGCAUAUGCCUAGAAUUACCGGCGGGUCAAACUCGUUUCGCAAAAUAAUUAGCGCAUGUCUAGGAUUACCGCCGGGUCAAACUCGUUUCGCAAAAUAAUUAGCGCAUACCUAGGAUUACCGCCGGGUCAAACUCGUUUCGCAUAAUAAUUAGCAUAUGCCUAGAAUUACCGCCGGGUCAAACUCGUUUCGCAAAAUAAUUAGCGCAUGCCUAGAAUUACCGCCGGGUCAAACUCGUUUCGCAAAAUAAUUAGCGUAUGACUAGAAUUACCGCCGGGUAAAUCACGUACCUACUACGUUUUAUAUAACUGCAAUUCUUAUUAUUAAUAUUGUGUUAGUUUGUAGUGGUGGAGAUCUGACUUUUUGUUAUUGGAGUUGCGUCUUUCAAAGCACUUUAUUUUGAAAAAAUGUUUUAUUAAUAUAGCUGCGUCUGUCAAAUAUGAGUCAUUUUGAUGCAGUUGUACGAGUAACAUUUCAGAAACAAAUCAUGAGCUAAGAAAACCUGCUAACAGGCGGUAAUAAUGUUAUUUUAAUUGCCUUUUCAGACCCAAACAAAAAGAACUCCGGGGAUGAUUCAUUGUGCUUUAAAUUUUAUUGCGGCAUUAAGCGAUGUCAUGAUGGUAUCCUUACAUCACACUCAAAUUUAUAAGCGCAUGCCUAAAUUUACCGCAUGCCUUUGGUAAGCGCCGUAGUGAGAAGAGGUUUUAAAUUAAUUACCGCCCGGGCGCUAAUUCAAGGAAAUACGGUAUGUAGCAUCAUCUACAAAGAUACAAAGAAUUGCUAUUGCGACAUCUAGUGGACACAUUUAGAGCAGCUGUUUCUUUCAUUCAAAAAUGUCAGGUUAAUUUCUAUACUUAGCAAACUCAUCCCGUGGGCCGGAUCCGGCCCUCGGACCGUACGUUUGGCACCCCUGUUCUAGUAGAACUCUUCUCAGCAUGAAUACACUCAAAAGACGAGCGUUUGCGACACAGCCUGCUAACUGCUAAUGUGACGUUUGCUACAUAGCGUUGUUAUCCUUCAAAGAAAAUACUGGUAGGAAGAUAAGUUUUGAUUUGACCAUGUUUCUCCUUUACGUAGUGCAGAAAAUAGUUCUAUAAUUCCUAACCGUCUGUAAGGCCAUGAAUGUGUUCAAGUGAGGAAGGCAAGGUCGAGCCAAUGUGUGU
Nerophis lumbriciformis (worm pipefish) is the source of this 5337-nucleotide messenger RNA. RefSeq names its product protein phosphatase 1, regulatory subunit 27b (gene ppp1r27b). The record is from RefSeq and is a predicted model, not a curated record. Gene Ontology annotation, molecular function: phosphatase binding. Lineage: Eukaryota; Metazoa; Chordata; Actinopteri; Syngnathiformes; Syngnathidae.